GUUGCCUUUCUUUUCACGUGAGUCAGUGUGGUACUAUUUGUUUAGCAUUUAUUUCUCUCUCUCUCUCUCUCUCUCUUUUUUUGUUUAUGGCUCAACUCUGAGUCUGUUACUACUACCACCACACACCAGUAGUACUAUUCUACUCUCUCACACAAAAAUCAAAAAGAACCUGAUUCUCUGAACGCAAUUCAGUCAGGAACAAUUUUAUUUACUUUUCUUCUCUUUUAUCUUUUCCUUUUUGUUUCUUUGCUUUUCACAUUUCUCAUUCAUUCCUAUCUUAACUCACCGUACUACCUUUCUUUUUUGUUUCUCUUCAAAUUAAAGCUUUUGUUUUGAAUUGGAAUUGGAAUUGGAAUGGAAUGGAUGAGAAUAACAAUAACCUUAUUAUUAUUAUGAAAUGGACAAAACUGUGAUGAAGAAACGUCUACCCACAAAACGACACAUUAUUAUUAACGAACAACAACAACAAUCUGCUAUUUGUGGUGGGGACCUAAUUAAAUUUAACAAGAAGAAGAAGAAGAAGAAAUCAAAGAAAGAGAAAGUUAGAAGCUUGAGUGCUAUUGCUGUUGUUCAUAAAUCAAUGCCAUCUUCACUACCCAAAAACAAGGUUUUCAAUGAAUGCAAUGGCGUUGAUCAUUCCUCUGUUCCCAGGAAGAUACGUUCAGCAAUGAAGAAGAGGGGUCGCGAAUCAAUCUUAAGUGAUUCAGAAAAGUUGAACCAUAAGUUCCAUGGAAUAGAAUCUCUUCAUAAAGAUAGCAGCAGCAUAAAGAAAAAAUCCAAAAAGCAAGUUGUACUUGGGCCCAUCACAAAAGAUGAACAAGAGGUUGCUGAGACUCUCUAUGCAUUGGCUGGAAUGUUUGAUAUCAGUGGCUCCAAUGGGGAGAAUGAACUAGAAAGCAAAUCGUUACCGAAGAAUUCCUCGGUUUCGCAGGACCAAGAGGAGAGUAUUAAUGCUACUUUUGAAGCUUCAGCAGCUAUUGAGGAUGCUAAUCUUAUUCCUGAAAGUUCAUCUAAGGGAAAAGAAAAAAUUAGUUCUUUAAGUGAAACCAUUGGUGAUGAACAGACUGAUUUUCCACAAUCUCACAACACUGCUCCAGAAACAAAUCUGCAGGACGUGCCUAUGACAGUUAAGACGAAUGACGAUGAUUGCAAAGUGGAAUUGAAUGACUCAAAGUUGUGUCUUGAAAUCGGAUUAAAUGUGUCUGCACUGUCACAAAUUUCACAUAUUGAGGGAAAGCGAGAUGUGGAGAAUGAGACGGUCGGAGGCAUUGAUUGUAAGCAAGAACAACACAUUAUCAAGUGCCAAAGAGAAAAUGAAGGUCCAACAUUGUGGCCAGGCUUGACAUCGAGUGCAUCUUCUGCAAUUAAUGCUUCUUGUUCGCAAAGAUCUUCUGCUGCUGUCAAAGCUCCACAUUGGCUUAAUGCUGCUAUUCGCAACUCCAAACAGGAUUUGAUGGGAAGUUGUUCCUCUAGUGGAAAGAGCUCCGAAGCUUUCAUUCAUAAAAAGUCAUGGAAGAGUUGUGCAGCUCAUGUUCACAUUGGUCAACUCAUCCGGAGUUUAGAACUGCCAAAACAACAGGUUGCCAAAGAACCCGAGCUUUAUGAAUGUGAUCAAAUCAGAGUACACCAAGGAUCAAAAUGUAGAGCUCUACCCGAAGGACAAAACUCAAUUAGGACAAGAAAUGGAAAUGGUUUUGCUGCUGGAACAGUUCAUUCUUCUAGUUUGGAGAAUUUCCCUGAAACUAAAAAUGGUAUUCUUCAGCAGCAGCAGUGCCAUUAUCUUGACAUAUCUCUGUCUCAGUCUCAGGCUCCUCCGGCGGCUGCGAAAUAUGGUCCUCAAAAGCAAAGUUUCAAUUUCUUGUCCUUGUCGACUGGAGGUAAUGAGUUAACGACCAGCGAUUGUUUUAAUAAAGGUGAAAGUAGGUUGCAACAGUUCUCAAAAUCGCAAGUGCCUUACUUUCGGUCUAUACAACAGCAGCAUGGGCUCAUGCCAAUAUCUACGCCUCCACCAAGUCAGUAUACCUCAACUUACCUGGAUAAGCUUCCUGCUGCAGGACCACAGGUGCGGUUGCAGCAACCUCAUUAUUAUGGUACGCCACUACGUGGAACUCAUUAUAGUUCGACAAUUUCAUAUAAAGAGCAGCAAUACCAAAACUUUUGGGCGGCGCAACUAGUAGCACAAGGUGGGUCUGGUGGUGUAAACUGCAAUGCAAUGAUGAGGGGCCAAUAUCCUAAUUUGCAAAAUGGAAGACUUGAAAAUUCUGCUGUUAAUUCGGGUGCCCGGAUCAUGCUUCCCCACCAGUCCUUUGUAUCGCUAGAAUCACUUGGUUCCAAGGUAACUUCAGUCACUGACCAACAACCCUUUUCAUCAAUUCCACCAUCAAGGACAAAUGGGCUAGAAGAACGUAGAGGUAGGUUCCAUGGUAGCGGUGUUUCAUCGUUGCAAUUGCUGUGUGAUGAGCGUAUCUGAAAUUGAACUCCUACGUUCAUUUUCUGUUUGAAAAGCCGCGUUAGUCAACUCGAGACGUGGGCCUCAUAGCACACAUCUUGUGAGGUCUAUAUUUUAGAGGAAAUUACUGCUGAGCAUGCAGGGAUAAGGAAAAUAAAUUCUGGUAGAUAAAUCUGAAAACUUCGAAAAGAAAAAAAUAAAAGAAAAGGACAAAUAGUUUACUGGUAAUUCUUCUGUACCUUCCCAAAUUAAUCCUUUUUAGCUUUUAUGCUUUGGACUUUUAGAUGCUCCAAUUAUUGUUGACUUGUGGAGUGUGUCAUUUAAUGUAAAAAUCCGAGGAACAAAAUUACUAAACUAAAGAAAGGGACAAGAUAGGUUGCCAAAGAACCUAAACUAUAUUAAUGUCAUUUGUUUAUAGAAACACACAUGCUGAUUGGCAAGGAUUAGAAGGAA
This is a messenger RNA of Trifolium pratense (red clover), 2902 nucleotides long. RefSeq lists its product as uncharacterized. Bases 398 to 2470 code for a protein of 690 amino acids. The record is from RefSeq and is a predicted model, not a curated record. The transcript has 13 exons. Lineage: Eukaryota; Viridiplantae; Streptophyta; Magnoliopsida; Fabales; Fabaceae.